GAAAGGAUUUGGCAACAACGGCUGCAGCUUGACCUACUUACUACUUUUUUCUUUUCCCUUGCUUGUUAACUCAAGUGAAGCUAAACCAAGCUCAGCUGAAGCCAAACAGAGAGAGGCUAAGCUACAAUAACAGUGUGUGCAGACCUUUAAAAACUGCGCAGUGAGGAUUUGUUUUUCCUCUCUUGUUUUUCUCUUCAUGAAGCUGACAGUGAUAAGAGAUGCUGUCCUUUCGGCUCCUCUAAAAAGGAACUAAAGUGAGAAGCUGAACUUCAAGAGAGAGAGUAAAAGGAGAAAGAAAGAGAAAAGGAAAGAAAGUAAACAACUGCAAGAUAAAGGGCAGAACACGAAUUGACAUCUGGUGAUUAAGCGUCCCUCAAAGUGGAGAGUGUGAACAUAAAGGAGACGGUUAGAAGAGUAGGAAACAGAACACUAGGAUCCAGAGCUUAAAUUAAACUUCCAGGAGGGAGAAAGAGAAAUUAAAAAGAAGAAAGCAAAUAUAAACAAACAGAUAAAGUUAAAGAGAAGACCCAAGGGGAAGAAUGAAAGAGAAAGAUCUCUAACAUCUCUGAAUAAGACAGAGUAAAAUAGAGAUUCCAGGAGAAAAAGAGAGAGUCAAUUUGGGGUAGUUAAGGCAGUGCUUUGGAGGAGAAGCAAAAUCCUGUGGAGAAGAAUUAGGUAUAGGGCUAAGGGAAACACCAAGAUAUAGGAAGAGAAAGAACGAAGUGAAGCUUGAAUCUGUAGACUUAUACUAAAAAGAGGGAUAACAAUAGCGCAGGGAAGCAAUAGAGAGGGCUCUAGAAUAGAAUUGAGAUUCAGGAGAUUUAGGAGAUAUGAAGGAAAUAUAAAAGAUUUUUAGAAGCCUAGACACAGAGGAAAGCUUAGCAAACACUUAAGAAUAGCAAAGAGAGUUGGAAAACUUCAGCAAGAGGCUAGGUACUAAAGAUUGCUCCCCGCAGAUGACCUAGCUUAGAUGAGAGUUAGACCCUUUUUUUGUUUUGUUUUGUCUUCUGUUUUUCUCUCUUCCCCUCCUCUUCUCCCCCCUUUUCUCCUCCUACAGGGAUUAUAAAGAACAGCGUGGAACGAAUUCAUACGAUCACAGUAAAGUGACAUCAAGACAACACAAUAAUAUAAUAGACAUCUUAGAAUCGACUACAAGAUUAAGAAGACAAAAAUGAACACUAGGAAAACCAAGAUAGAAUCAAGCCAACAGAGAAGACCUUCUUUUGGAUCUGGCAGCUCAGAACAGACAGCCUUACUGGAGGAACUAAAAUCACUUUACUACGAAAUAAAGGAAGAUAUGAAGGCGAUGAAGAGAGACAUGAAUGCUAUGAGAAAAGAAAUAAAACAAGAAAUACGUCAGGAGAUAAGAGCAGAAUUAAAAGACAUUAAGGACUCUAUAGGAAAAGUGGAGGAAGAUAUAUCUCGGAUGGGGAAAAAUAUGGAUAAGUUAGAAGACAAGACGGAAAAGAUAAACAAAAAAGUCAGUGACUUCGAAAAGAAUUAUGAGAGAGAUCUUGAUGAGAGAGCACUGCAAGAUCUAAAACAACGUGAAAACUGUAUUAAAAUUAGAGGUUUAAAGGAGAAAGACAACGAGGAUCUAUAUGAAUACCUGACACCGACAUUAGCAGAAUAUGUAGGAAUCGAAUUAGACAGUUUUGAGAUCGAAAUCAGUAAGAUGUUCCGCGUUAACUCUAAAAUUGCAAAACAAAAAAGGCUCCCGAGAGACGUUGUUGUAUAUUUUACAAGGAAAAAAAUGAGAGACCAGAUUAUUCAACUAAACUAUGAACAAAGUCUUGAAAUGGAUGGGGAAGAGCUUGUUAUUUUGAAAGAUGUCCCUUUGAGAAUCUUGAGAAAACGGAAUGAGUAUAAACCAUUGGCGGAGCUACUGAGAAAUAACGACAUUCCCUACAGAUGGGAUAGGCUAGAGGGGGUGAUAUUUAGAUAUAAAUUAGAGACGUUUAGGAUCAAUUCUACACUGAAAAUGAAAGAUUUUUUGAGAAAAUAUAAGAAGGAAUUGGAGAAAAGAACUGACAACGAGGAAAGGGAAAAACAGAAGGCGAAAACGGGAGAAACACCAGACUCGGAGCCUUGCAAUGAAGAGGAAAAUAAGGAAGAAGUCAAUGAAAAAGAUCCAGAAGGAAUUUAAACCUAAGUGUGCUUAUUAGGGAUGUUUGAAGACACUGCACCUGUGAGAUACCGAAGAUUACUAUUCUACCUAUUCACAUGUGCAAGAAUUGUCUUUGCUAGCUUCUGGAAACAGAACUCCGCCCCUUCAAUAGAGAAAUGGUUAAUGAAAACUUUCGAAAUGGCGGAGUUGGAUAGAAUGACCUCUUGGACCAAAGGGAAAAGUGAAGAACAAGCAAUAGAACAAUGGUUACCAUUUAAGGAUUAUAUUAAGAGAAGAUGGCAAAAUAUUUUGCUAGUCUGAUUAAAAAUCAUGCACCAC
Messenger RNA from Sceloporus undulatus (fence lizard), 2446 nucleotides. RefSeq lists its product as uncharacterized. The record is from RefSeq and is a predicted model, not a curated record. The transcript has 2 exons. The coding region runs from base 1172 to 2146 and encodes 324 amino acids. NCBI's taxonomy places the organism in Eukaryota, Metazoa, Chordata, Lepidosauria, Squamata, Phrynosomatidae.